AUGGAGGAGCCGAUGUGCCUGAUCGAGAACAGCCCGGAUGGGGAGCUGCAGCUGAACCAGCGAGCCCUGGCCCUGCUCCAGAGCGUCCGCCAGCCCGUGGUGGUGGUGGCCAUCGCUGGGCUGUACCGCACCGGCAAGUCCUACCUUCUGAACCGACUGGCCGGCAAGGACUGGGGAGGGUUCUCGCUGGGCUCCACCAUCCAGUCACACACCAAGGGCAUCUGGAUGUGGUGCCUGCCCCACCCCCGCCGGGCCGGCCACACCCUGGUGCUUCUGGACACCGAGGGGCUGGGCGACGUGGAGAAGGGCGAUGCGAAGAACGACGCGUGGAUCUUCACGCUGGCCGUGCUGCUCAGCGGCACCCUGGUCUACAACAGCCUGGGCACCAUCGACCAGUGCGCCCUGGAGCAGCUGCACUACGUGACGGAGCUGACGGAGCGCAUCAAGGUGAAGGCGGCAGGUGGGGGCAGCCGACAGGAGGGGGAGGAUUCGGCCGAGUUCGUGCGGUUUUUCCCGGCCUUCGUGUGGGCCGUGCGGGAUUUCGCGCUGCAGCUGAAGCUGGACGGGCGGGAGAUCACCGAGGACGAGUACCUGGAGAACGCCUUGAAACCCAGAGAAGGCCAGCCCGAGAAGCUGGAUCUGCCCAAGAAAUACCUGCGCCAGUACUUCCCCUCCCGCAAGUGCUUCGUGUUCGACCGCCCGGCCUCGCGCCGCGACCUGGCCCGGCUGGACGAGCUGCCCGAGGCAGCGCUGAGCCCCGACUUCCUGGAGCCGGCGCAGUGCUUCUGCAGCCACAUCCACCAGCACGCGGGCACCAAAACCCUCCCCGGCGGCCACGUGGUGACGGGCACCUUGCUGGGGAACCUGGCGGUGACCUACGUGGACGCCAUCCGCAGCGGGGCGGUGCCCUGCAUGGAGAGCGCGGUGCUGGCCCUGGCGCAGAUCGAGAACUCGGCGGCGGUGGGGGAGGCCGUGGCUGUCUACGAGGAGCAGCUGGAGCGGCGGGCGGCGCUGCCCACGGAGACCGUGCAGGAGCUGCUGGAGCUGCACGCCCAGUGCGAGCGGGAGGCGCUGCGGGCGUUCAUGGCGCGCGCCUUCAAGGACGACGAGCAGCAAUACCAGCGGCAGCUGAAGGACAAGCUGGACUCCAAGCGCGCUGAGCUCUGCCACCAGAACGAGGUGGCGUCGUCGGACCGGUGCACGGCCGCGCUGAGGGAGCUGUCGCAGGAGCUGGAGGAGCGGGUCUGCGAGGGGAGCUACUCGGUGCCCGGGGGCUACCAGCGCCUCCUGGCCGACCAACGGGAGAUGGUGGAGAAAUACCAGAGGGUGCCAGGGAAAGGGAUCAUGGCGGCCGAGGUGCUGCAGGAGUUUCUGAAGUCCAAGGAGACGGUGGCCCAGGCCGUCCUGCAGACGGACCAGAGCCUCACGGACAGACAGAGGGAGAUCGAAGCGGAGCGGGCGCGGGCCGAGGCGGCCGAGCGGGAGGCCCAGCUGAGCCAGGAGAUGCAGGCCAGGACGGAGCAGCUGCUGCAGGACCAGGAGCGCAGCCACGAGGAGCACGUCCGGCAGCUGACGGCCAAGAUGGAGCAGGACAGGAGGCAGCUGCUGGCCGAGCAGGAGAGAGUGCUGGCCCUGAAACUGCAGGACCAGGCGCAGCUGCUGUGCGAGAGGUUCCAGAGGGAGGCGGCGCAGAUGCAGCAGCAGUUGCAGCAGCAGAUGCAGCAAAUGCAGGAGAUGCAGAACAAGAGAAAGCGGCGCAAGCGGCGCAAGUGGUACCAUUUCGGAUUCUGA
Molecule: messenger RNA, 1791 nt
Organism: Emys orbicularis (European pond turtle)
Lineage: Eukaryota; Metazoa; Chordata; Testudines; Emydidae
Product: guanylate-binding protein 1-like
Exons: 10
Coding region: 1-1791 (596 amino acids)
Molecular function (GO): GTP binding; GTPase activity
Source: RefSeq, a predicted model, not a curated record